AUCAGCUGUAAAACUUUAGUUUGGGUCACUUUAGUCAACUUUAGUGAGUCAGUGUCCGUGGCGUGUGAAAUUUUCAGUGUUUUUGUGAUCAUAUUUCUUCGUUUUUCUCCAUUAUUUCACUGAAAUGGCAGAGGACGUUCUAAUCACGUUUUUGCCAGAUGAGAUUAUAGAGUUAAUUCUCGAAAAUGAGAAGCUCAGCUUUGUGGAUGUCGUCAACUUCGCGCUGACCUGCAAACACUUACACAGGACUGUGUUUUUUAGCAACAAAUUCUGGAGGAUAAAGUUUUUCCAAAGAUGGCCCCUCUUGAAAGAAGCCUACAAAAAGCACGAAACGAAAAUAAAAAAUUGGUUAGGCGAAAUACAGGCGAGUCUAGAAACGAGGAAAGAGCUGAUGCGACGUUUGUCGGGAAUGUCGGCAAAAAACUACAGAAAACAGGAGCUUUCGAAUUCAGAAUUGAAAGAAUUUGAUCCGCUCUUCCGUCCAGAUGAGGGCUCGCAUCCCCUCGCCUACAAUUUUUGCGUUGACGAGCUCACUGGCUUGAUCAAAAAAUCCGACCUACACAGCAAUUUGACACACAAGUACUACGCCCAGAAGGUGAUCCGCUACAUGAGACAGCAGUGCUUGACCGAGGAGUGGCAGAGAUUCACGAGUUUGUCGCCGAGCGAGCAGAUAUUGGAACGCGGUGCAGUCCUCGUCGCCCAGUGGAGUCAGCCCGAGAAGUACGUCUCGUAUUCGUGCGUCUCGGGACAGCUGGACGCGAUUGCCGAGCAGACGAAGAACCUCCUCAAAGUCCAGCAUCCCACGCAUCCGCUCUUCUCGCUGCCGAGCGAGCAGUUUCGACUCUGGCGGAGCAAAAACAUCGAGGACAAUCAGUGGUCGGGCGUGAGGACGAUGCAGGUCAUUGCGGCUCUCCGGGAAGUCAUGUUCAAUCGGCUCGGGUUCCAGGGCGACAGCGAGAUGUACUGCUCCUCGGAGAUGUACUACUCCUCGGAGAAUUCAUUUAUCGAUCAGGUUCUCGAGAGGAAGAAUGGCAUUCCGAUUACAAUUGCGAUUAUCUUUGAGAGUGUCGCGAGGAGGGUGGGUGUCAGGUGUGAACCUGUCAGUUCACCGGCACACUUUUUCCUCAGGUGGAAAGAAAAAUACAACGUGCCGGAGUCAGAGGACGUAGAAAUUUACUACAUCGACGUAUUUACUGGGCAAUUUUUAACGAAAAAUAAUUGCCCACGUAUUGGAAGACUGUCUAUGUAUCCUAUGGAAUGUUAUAAUUCUCUGAGCGCAGCAACUGCAGUCGAGGUAGUACAAAGGAUGGCAAAUAAUCUUGAAGUGGCAGCGAGACAAUGCACAUAUUUAAACGGAAGAGCAGCUCGUUUGCGAUCCGCUUUAGAACUGAUGCACAUGGUCAGACCCUUUGACAAUGCCACAAUUCUGGAUUUGGCUCGGUUUUACAUGCUGCACCAAAUGGACUUAGCAAAAUUAGUUGAUGUUUUGAAUCGAAUACAGGAGGGUUCAGAGCUUUCCUCGAGAGGACCAGCUUGCAGUAUUUUAAGAAUGUUACAAGAUUACGAAAAUCACAUGAACGUCGUGCGAGAAGAAGUAGUCGAGAUAAAGAGGCGAAAACCGGAAGUGAAAUUUGCAAUAGGGAUGAUAAUGAAGCAUCGGAGGUAUGAAUAUAUGUGCGUGAUAACCGGAUGGGAUUCCCGAUGUGAAGCCUCGCUCGAGUGGAUGAACGAAAUGGGAGUUGAGGAAUUAUCCGGCGGUUCUCAUCAGCCAUUUUACAACGUUUUCGCUGAUGAUGGCUCUUCUCGCUACGUGGCGCAAGAAAAUUUACUAUUGGCGUCAGCGCCUCAAUGGGUCAACAAUUUCGAAGUCGGCCGAUAUUUCUGCGAGUUUAACGGAUCUCACUACACGCCAAAUGCAGAAAAAGCUGCGGAAUAUCCCGAGGAUGCCGAAGUUCGAAACAAUUUAAUAACCACCUAACCCUAAUAUUAAAAAAAAGCAAAAAAAAAAA
Belonocnema kinseyi is the source of this 2009-nucleotide messenger RNA. RefSeq names its product F-box only protein 21-like. Gene Ontology annotation, molecular function: protein binding; DNA binding. The record is from RefSeq and is a predicted model, not a curated record. The coding region runs from base 125 to 1978 and encodes 617 amino acids. The transcript is spliced from 8 exons. NCBI's taxonomy places the organism in Eukaryota, Metazoa, Arthropoda, Insecta, Hymenoptera, Cynipidae.